AUGAUUAAAUGGUAUGAUUUCCCGUCAGCUUUAAACGCAAUGUACGGUGUAUUCUCCUCAGGAAUAUGCUUAAGAAGCAAGGCUCAUUCUAUGACAGUCAUCGGGUCGACAGCGCCAGAUCGGCGACAGCUGACAGUGACAGUGACAGCUGACAGUGACAGUGACAGUGACUUAGGCCCUGCUGCUGGGGAGCUACGGGCCUAUUCCUUGCGGUAG
This is a messenger RNA of Nezara viridula (southern green stink bug), 216 nucleotides long. The record is from the annotation of a GenBank genome assembly. NCBI's taxonomy places the organism in Eukaryota, Metazoa, Arthropoda, Insecta, Hemiptera, Pentatomidae.